Nematocida parisii ERTm1 is the source of this 966-nucleotide messenger RNA. RefSeq lists its product as uncharacterized. Lineage: Eukaryota; Fungi; Microsporidia. The record is from RefSeq and is a predicted model, not a curated record. The transcript has a single exon. Gene Ontology annotation, molecular function: tRNA binding. Bases 1 to 966 code for a protein of 321 amino acids.
AUGCAGCAAAGCGCAGCGUGCGAAGAGACUUUCCCAAAAUUAAAAUUGGCAGCAGAACAUUCUUACAUUCACAUAAUAACGAAGUUCGUAAAAAUUGAUGUUGAAAUAGUUCCUGAGCUAGAUACAAUUCUCACAGACACUGAUGGAAAGAAAAUAAAGGGCCCGGCCAGAUGCAUAGCGCAUUUAUUCCGAGAGAAAAAUAUUGAUGAGGAAACAAUUAGCAGCAUAUCCAGUGUAAUUGGGCUUAGACCGCAGCAGAUGCUAGCAUAUGUGGCAAGCGGCCCAGAAGAAAGAAUAGACAACAUCCUUGCCAUAUCAAAAAUAAGAAAGUGGCUUUUUGAGGGACAAAUUCUAAACAAAGUUGGAGACCACCUAGUAGACAAGCUAGCAGAUAUACAUGAAAGAUACCAGAAAGUGUACUGCAGAGAGACUGGAGAAAUAUUUGUAGAAAGAAAUAUGGUCAGAGUAAUUGCCGAUUUCUACAAGCUGGUGAUCCUUUCUGGAAAGAUUGAGUCAAUUAUGGACCAUCCAGAGGCAGAUACUCUUUUCAUAGAGAAUGUUGAUUUUAAGACAGAGAAAAGGACAAUAGUAAGUGGUUUAAAGGGAAAGUUUGAAAAAAGCCGACUUCUUGAUGCGUGCUGUUUGUUUACUGUAAACCUAAAAUCAGUUUCCUUUAAAGGAACCAAAUCAUUUGGAAUGAUUUUAUUUGGAAAGAGCCAAGAAGAAAACAAUGGAUCUGUGAUAUUUACCGAGAGUAAUGGAGAUAGACUGGGUCUGCUGAACUAUCCACUUAACAAACUAGUUCCCUUCUCUAUUAAAACAGGCGAUGCGUCUAGAAGAACUCUUGAGGUCUUUUUUGAGCGGGUUUCUAUAAAAGGAGGGAAAUUGGUUUACAAUGGCCUAGAAACAGAAAUACAAGGAAAGCCAGUUUUGGUGGAAGGGAUAGACAAUGGAACAGUAUCAUAA